CCCUGCACAAAUUUUUGAAAUAAUAAUUAAAUUACUUUCUUAUCGAAAACGAUGCAACCAAGACAAACUUUCUCUCUCUCUCUAACCCAUUUGUGCAAAAUCUAAUUUUCUUCCUCAGAUUUGUCUGAACGAAACUCGCUUUAUCAGGUUUCUCCUUCAAUAAGCAUUUUUGGAUUCGUCCGCCCCCUUCCCCAUUAAGUGAUUCGCCAACUACCUUCAAUAAGCGUGCUGAAAACUACUGCUCACUCUGUUUCUUCUUGGAGGCAAAUUUUUUAUUUUUUUUUUUAAACUCAAAGCUUAUCUUUUUUUUUUUUCUUCACAUGGGUUCUUUAGUUCCUUUAGUUUCGUAACCAUUUUGAGAGUUUUCCGGGUAAAAAGUUUCGAUUUUUAUAUCGAAGAAAAUAUGUCUCCUUCGAUUCUGGAGAAGAUGGGAUGCUCAAACUCAAAAGAAGCAUCGACGAAGAAGAAGAAGAACGAGCCGCUUCUCUUAUGUAAAGAGAGGAAGAGAUUCGUCAAACAAGCCAUUGAUUCCAGAUGCGCUCUCGCCGCCGCACACGUGUCCUACGUCCGUUCCCUCCGUAACAUAGGAGCUUGUCUCCGUCAGUACGCCGAGGCUGAGACUGUAGCUGCUGUGGCUUCAUCCCCUUCUCACAACUCCUCUUCUUACCCUGACGACGACGACGACGGCGACUCGGUUGACUCGCCGUUGAGUCACAACACUAAGCCUAAACCUGUUUUGAGUCUAAGCUACACGAAGUCGGCUAACUCUACAGUGACUUACACGAUGAACCCUCUCGACAUGUCGGAGUUAUCUCCUCCUCCGCCGCCGCCGCCGCUGCGUCCUCGCCGGCCAGAGACGUCUUCUUGGGACUACUUCGACACUUGCGACGAGUUCGAUAGCUUUAGACUGACUGAUAACGCAUCACUUAUAGGAUUAGAGAAGCAGAGUAAACAGAGUAAUGCAGAGGAUUUCAAAACAGAGCAGAGGAAACAGAGCUCUGAAGAUGAAGGUGAAAGAGAGGAUCCAUCAGAGUUUAUUACACACAGAGCUAAAGACUUUGUGUCUAGCAUGAAAGAUAUAGAGCACAAGUUCUUCAGAGCUUCUGAGUCUGGUAAAGAGGUUUCGAGGAUGCUUGAAGCUAACAAAAUCAGAGUCGGAUUCGCUGAUACCACCACAGGAAAAGGAAACUCAGUAGCGUUUCUCUCAGCUUUGAAGCGAGCUUGUUGUAGAGGGAAGAAGAGUCACUCACCUGUUUUUAAAGAGCCAUUGCACCAACAAGUCACUAAAGUUAUAGUGUGGAAGAGAACAUCGUCUUCAAGAUCCUCCACUUCUAGAAAUCCGUUGAUAGAAGAAGAUCAUGAUGACAAUGAAAGUGGAAGUGACUUCACACAAGAGUUCUGUAUGAUCUCGGGAAGUCACUCUUCUUCACUUGAUCGGUUAUACGCUUGGGAGAGAAAACUAUACGAUGAAGUCAAGGCGAGUGAGAUGAUUAGGAAAGAGUAUGAUAAAAAAUGCGAGCAGUUAAGGAACCAGUUCACAAAGGAUCACAGUGCUAAAGCCAUGGAUAAGACAAGAGCAGCUGCAAAAGAUCUUCAUUCUAGAAUCAGAGUCGCUAUACAGUCCGUUGAUUCGAUUUCUAAGCGUAUUGAGAGGAUCAGAGAUGAAGAGCUUCAGCCUCAGCUCUUAGAGUUUCUCCAAGGGUUGAUAAGAAUGUGGAAAGCAAUGCUGGAGUGUCACCACUCGCAGUACAUUACCAUCUCACUGGCUUACCAUUGUCGGAACACGUCCAAAACUGGGCCUGAAAACGCUCUCAAGAGACGGAUUUGGUCAGAGCUUCUAGAGGAAACAGAGUGUUUUGGUCUAAGCUUUGCAGAUUUGGUCAACAGUAUGACUUCCUACGUUGAAGCUCUCAAUGGUUGGCUACACAACUGUGUUUUGCUCCCUCAAGAGCGUUCUACAAGAAACCGAAGACCGUGGUCCCCACGCCGUGUCCUGGCCCCGCCGAUAUUCGUCUUAUGCCGGGAUUGGUCGGCUGGGAUGAAGUCUCUGCCGUCAGAUGAACUCAGUAGGUCUAUCAAAGAGUUCUCAACGGAUAUGGAAAUGUUGGGCGAGGAGAAGGAGGAUUCGGUGCUGGUUUCUGAAGAUUUGUCGAGCGUGCAUUCGAGUUUGGCGAAGCUUCUAGAGAGAUUGAAGAAGUUUUCAGAAGCUUCUUUGAAAAUGUAUGAAGAUGUGAAGGUGAAAAGUGAAGAAGCUGUAGUUGCUUACACUAAUCAUUCUAAUUGUGGUAGACCAUUAUUGUAACUAUGGCUGGCAAAACUAAGUCAUUUUUUAUCUAGUAGACGUGCUAGGUUAUCUGAA
Messenger RNA from Brassica napus (rape), 2359 nucleotides. Its product is annotated as protein ROLLING AND ERECT LEAF 2. Lineage: Eukaryota; Viridiplantae; Streptophyta; Magnoliopsida; Brassicales; Brassicaceae. The record is from RefSeq and is a predicted model, not a curated record. Bases 404 to 2302 code for a protein of 632 amino acids. The transcript is spliced from 5 exons.